Molecule: messenger RNA, 281 nt
Organism: Mycotypha africana
Lineage: Eukaryota; Fungi; Mucoromycota; Mucoromycetes; Mucorales; Mycotyphaceae
Exons: 1
Coding region: 21-218 (65 amino acids)
Source: RefSeq, a predicted model, not a curated record
AGCUAGUCAUAUAUUCAUUGAUGAAGCAGAUUUCCACCUUUUCAUCUUCACCAUCAAUAGGUACUUUUGCUUUCUUGUUCGGACACAGAUUGCUUGUAGGCCAUGCAUGUGUGGCUUGCUUACAGGACGGAUACGUAAUCAUUUUCAUUGUUUUAUUAUCAGCUUUGAAUUCUUGGAGAGCUUCUUUUUUUACACCUUUUUUGACAACACUGGCUUAGACGAAGAAGCACUCAAAGAAUCAUUGUAUGCCAUUGGUAUUAGUGUGUGGGUAAGUGGAGCAA